This is a messenger RNA of Wallemia mellicola CBS 633.66, 1817 nucleotides long. RefSeq lists its product as hypothetical. NCBI's taxonomy places the organism in Eukaryota, Fungi, Basidiomycota, Wallemiomycetes, Wallemiales, Wallemiaceae. Bases 1 to 1677 code for a protein of 558 amino acids. The record is from RefSeq and is a predicted model, not a curated record. The transcript is spliced from 3 exons.
AUGAAAGUUGUAGGAAUUCUCUAUUUAUUGAUAGCGAUAUUAGUCCUAGUAUACGCUUAUAUACCCGCAAACGCUGUAGAUCACGACUACAGCUCAGAUACUGACAAGUCUUCCCAUCUCCAACUCUAUGGCGACGUCAGAUCGUUCAACGACGAUUCGAUAAGUUUGCAAAUGUCAGGCGAGGACACAAACGGUACUACAUCAGGCUUUAUCGUACAUUUCUCUGAGCAAAAUGCUACUACACAAUCUUAUACACAAUCUCCCUGGUUGGCCUUUAUCAGUUGUGAUAGUAACUCAACCGAUUCAACGGACGACUACGAUAUUUUCUCAUUUGCUGCAGAUCGUGGCGCGAGAGCUGUACUUCUUUACACUACGACGAAAGAGCGCUGCGAGAUAAACCCUGUUUUCUUACAAACUUAUAACCGCGUUAUCGACGUAUUCGCAACUAGCAGCAGGGAUUCCGCCCGGUUAAUCGACAAUCAGUUUGACGUCAAUAGCACAUACUACUGGUAUAAUUCCCAAAUUAUAAACGAUACAGCAAAAGCUAUAGAGGAUAAUCCAUCAAUGCGGGUUCCGUACUUGCUUGCUACGCUAUCGGCAUAUAACGCCACACAGCCACCCAGCCAGCCGGGACCAGUCGACGAAGGGUCUCAAGACAAUCAAGACCAACCGAGCAAUACAAGCCUAGCGAUGAUAGUCCUAUAUGUUAUUAUCGCAGUUGUUACGAUUCUCUUCAUGAUUGUUAUUCUCUCCGGUGCAUUUAGAGCUGCACGCAACCCCCAACGGUAUGGUGAGAGACCAGCCCGAAGGGAAGUCCUCGAUACACUUUCCGGCCAGACUGUCAUCGUAGAAGAUAGAGGUCAAACGCGAGCCGGUGGAAUUGCCAGAGCGAUCUUAGAAACCUUUCCCCUCGUCAAUUUCAACAAUGAACUUCGAACAAGUAAUAAAGCAGACAACAGUGAUGAGGCUAGGGACAUUGAAAUGGGAGAAUCACACCAUGGUGAUGAUAGUGGUUCAGCACACCAGUCACCUAAAGAACCAAUUAAAGAGGUAGACGGCGAAGGUCCCCGUAGUUGUUCCAUCUGUUACGAAGAUUUCGAACAAGGCGAACAACUUCGCAUUUUGCCAUGUAAUGCAAAACACUGCUUCCAUGCUAAGUGUGUUGAUCCUUGGUUGCUUGAUGUACAAGGCGCAUGUCCUUUAUGUCGACAAGAUUUCCGGGCUCAGACUGUACAAUCUUGUUCAAAUAGACCAACUACAGCCGAGACUAGCACGAGUAAUGAUAGCUCUAAUGCCAACAUUACAGAUCCACGCGAUUUCCCACCUCUGACUACAGGUCACCUCGCCAAUAGACGUCAAGCAUCAUUGCUGUCACUCAGGACCAUGAUAAGAUCUCCAUUCCGGCGUCAACGUCAAGACGCAGAGGCUAACACUCAGGAGCAUCUAGAGGUGCAGCCUGAAGAGAACCUCAAUGAUAGCAGUCAAAACGCUGCCGUAGAAAGUCAGAACGUAGACGCGAGCGUAACAGCACGCACGAAUGAGAACACGAACGAAAACAACACAAAUGACAUAUCUCAGGAUGAUAGUAACGAAAACAGUAGAAGUCACAGUAGGAACUUCUUCUCAAACCUACUCAAACGCAACAAGAACAGAAACGAUCAUUCGGAUAGUGUCUGAUGAUCUCGUUUCUCUCCAUAUCUUACCCAGUCCUUCUAACGCCCAACUUACGUUUCCAUUUUAUGCAAGUAAACGUUUACUUCAACUGUACAUCUAGCAAAUUUACCUCAAGAUUUUUACAUAGCAUACGCAAUUAUCUU